Diabrotica balteata is the source of this 771-nucleotide messenger RNA. NCBI's taxonomy places the organism in Eukaryota, Metazoa, Arthropoda, Insecta, Coleoptera, Chrysomelidae. The record is from the annotation of a GenBank genome assembly.
AUGCCAUUCUUAUUCGAACACUUUCAAUUGGGAGCAAGUUCAGUUCUUCUUCAAUGGAAUAAACCUACGCAACCAAAUGGUGUUCUACUUGGAUACAAUAUCUAUUGUAGUGAGAUGGAUGGCGACAUCGUCAAUGAAAAAUCAACUAUUAGAUAUUUUGUCACAGGAGUAGAUAAUUUUCAAGCAAAAUUAACUGGAUUAAAGGAGGGAACGAAAUAUUUCGUGGAGAUAGGAGCUGUCAAUUGCGCUGGAGAAAGUGAAAGAAAAUCAAUUGAAGUCGACCUCGAGAUGCACAUUCCAUACGAACCAGCAAUGCCUUCAUUUAAAUACACCAUCGACUUCAACUUGACAGACUUAAAACAAGCUACAAAAGACAACUGUUACAAAUCAAGAUCUUUCUACUUAUAUGACUUUAAUGCAACCUCUGCGCCCGAAGAGAUAAACUACCCGAACGACAACGACAAGAGACCCACUACCCACAACGUAACCCACAAAGACUGGGUCCACAUCAACACCAACUGCUUGGUCAAUACUAUGAUAAAAUGGAUACCCGAUAUUGAUAACAACCCCGGAGAGCACUUUUACAUCAAAUAUAAGAUAAAAGGAGAGCAGGAAUAUUUGAAAGCUGGUCCCGAACUGGAAGAGGACUAUCUGAUUUUGGAGAAUUUCAACGCGUGCGUAAAUUACGAGAUCAUUCUGGUUGCUGUUGAUGGGGAGUUUGAGACGGAAAGCGAAAUGCAAGAAACUCCAGCUGUUAUGUUUAAGUUUUAA